Homarus americanus (American lobster) is the source of this 7277-nucleotide messenger RNA. It is a transcript of the gene spri, whose product is annotated as protein sprint-like. NCBI's taxonomy places the organism in Eukaryota, Metazoa, Arthropoda, Malacostraca, Decapoda, Nephropidae. The transcript is spliced from 12 exons. The coding region runs from base 267 to 5120 and encodes 1617 amino acids. Gene Ontology annotation, biological process: vesicle-mediated transport; signal transduction. Gene Ontology annotation, molecular function: guanyl-nucleotide exchange factor activity; small GTPase binding. Gene Ontology annotation, cellular component: cytosol; endocytic vesicle. The record is from RefSeq and is a predicted model, not a curated record.
GCCAAUACGACAGUUAAUGAACGGUGUGUAGUAUAGCAGUGCUUCCGUCGACUUGGUGUUUACGUUAUCAGCUGACGUCAUGGGAAGAUCUAUCUGAUUUUUUUUUUCUCGACAAGAACUUGUAUAUAAAGCUUGACCCUAAUCCACAACCUCAGUUUAUCGCUAUACCUUGCCGAGUGUGGACACCCAGUCUGCCACAGUACACGGGUUAAGUUAGUGGUUGGCAGGACUGUCUCUGCACCCACACGUACUGUAGCUAUAUAACAAUGCAUGAGAAAAUAGUGAUCACUGAACCUACUCGGGGGAGGAGCACACCCUUCACCAAGUUCAGGGAUUGGAUGAACCCCGCCAAGCUCCUACCACCCCGCUGGAGGAAGUGUCCCAACUGCACCAACAGGAAACGCAACUGCAUCUGCUGGCGUCACAACAGAAGAGAUGGUGUCGCUGACGAGUAUAUGGCAAGUGUGGGAGAGCCAGUCGACGUCAUCACAGUCCCUGGAGAGAGCACUCCGCCAGGUCACCACCGUCAGGGAGGAACAGAGCAUCACCAUCACCACCACCACCACUUCUCCAACACACCCUCCUCUAACUCCAUCAACACAUUCUCCUCCACCACCACUAACCCUCUCUCCUCCUCCAACCUUCCCUCCCACACAAUUCCCACCUCCAACACAAAGCCCACCCCUGCCCCCAGAAGUGUUGGAGUACCCCGGAGCUCCAACAACAGCAAGGAACAGCACCAACAUACUACCAGUGGAGUACGACGCCCCGGUGUUGGUGUCAUCGGUGUGUCCGGCAGCUGCCACCACAACCACGAGGGUACGGUAGACACCUUGAUGCCUGGUAGUGGUGUGGGCCUGGGUGGUGGGGGACUUCCUCCACCCAUCCACCAAGACACCAUACACUUUAACACCUCCUCCACCACCUGCUCGUCCACCUCCAACACCAACACUUCCUCCACCUCGGCCUCCUCCUCCUCACACACUGGCGGGUUCUGCCCCCCUAUUCUUGAUCUGGUCGACUACAGUGGUGGCGGGUCUGAUGAUGAUGAUGAUAACUACCAGACUGGUAGUGGGGAUGGGUCGGAGUGCGAGCCCUGUCAGAUACAGCUGGAGGAGCGACUUGUCAAGACUAACCCCAUCUGGUUCCUCCCAGACCUUCAGCGUUCGGGUGCUGUCCAUCUACUGCAAGGCAAAGACGAGGGGAACUUCAUCGUCCGUCAGAGCAGCAAGCCCGACACCCGCGCCUUGAGUGUCCGCCUCCCUCCAGACAAAGGGCCAUACAUCCAGCACUACCUCAUCGAGAUACACAACGACGGAACUGCAUACUCCCUUGAGGCCUCUGAGAAUCGCUUCGAUAAUCUCCCGGCGCUCAUUGCCUACUACUCUCAGUGCUGUGACGAGUUGCCGGUGCAGUUAAAGUUGCCUCGAUCUGUUCAAGAAGCAAAAACCAGACACGAGCUCACCUCCCUGGCUCUACUUGGACAAGAGUUUUGGGGUACAGCAAUGGCCAGCCCAACAGCAAGUACUCCCACAGCCGAUUGUCCUCGUAGUGCUGCCCCAACACCAUCCCCGCGCCCUCACGACCUCUCCUUCAGCAGCUUCGGCAAGGGCGGAGUAACAAGGGGGAUAUCCUCCACCAGUCUCCUAUCACCACAGACUCUAGGAGGGUUAGGUAUCUCAGUAGGUUCACUUGGCAGUUCUAUGGGAGGAUCCAUUGGAGGCUCGACAUCAUCUUUAGCGCCAAUUAGACCAGCUCCUCCUGUACCACCCUCUGGGGACCGAUCAUCACUUAAUUUAAAUUUAGCCCCACUUGAUGAAUUUUUAAAGGAACAGCCAAAAUUUACUUCAUUCCGUUCCCAGCCAGCUACUCCAGUUACUCAGUUGAAACCUAGUACACCUGGCACCAAGCCCACACCACCACCUCGCUCCAGUCCACCUAGUACCCUUUGGGCCAGUCAGAUCAGCCCAACAGGAUCUCAGAGGCCAUUGAAUAAGCCCACUCCCCCUGCCAGAUUCAGUCCGCCAAUAAUGUCGGAGAUAGGAACUCCCACUAGUGAAAAUGGGGAACUAAUCCCUCGGGUCAGUCAGGCCCCAGCGCCACCUCCACGAUGGGCCCGAUCAUGCAUCACAACGUCACCAUCAAAUAUUACAGUCACAACAACUUUAACUCUCAAUGUUAACCAAGUGAAAGCUCUACCACUGCAUUUAGAUGAUGGACAGCAGGGAAUGACUGUACAUGUAGCUAAUUUAGAAAUCUCCCCAACUGGCAGUAGCAGCUCACAGUCAAAUAUCCUAAGUACUACUCCAAAUGGAAACCAGAAUGGCACACUAAAUGGCUGCAGAGAUGGUCUACACCUACAAAUUCGACAGCAAAUAACCUCGCCUCAGAGCACACCAUGUACGCCCUGUGCACCGAGCACUCCAAUUGGAGAAGAGGCUCCUGGAAUGCCAAGAGUUCGUUUGCGUAGUGGAAGAAGGGAUAGACGAAGACUUUCCAAUCAUUAUCACGAGGCCAAUAUUGUUGACAGUAAUGCACCUUACUGUCGAUCAUCUCUGGCAGAUAAGAUUAGUGAUUAUGAAGACUUAUGGUCCAGUCCACCUCGUGAAGUGCCAACAACCCCAACAUCAGCACAGCCCAAAAUGCUAACUUUUAAACCUCGAAAUGAAAUCUCUAAGUCAAUGGGGGACCUCAGUGAAAUAGCAAAAAAUGCAAAACCAGUUCACUUUACCUAUGAUACAGAUAAUAAAAAGGAAGAUGAGAGCACAUACAAUAAUGAAAAGCAGAAUGGUAACAGCACAGACUCUGUAAAUUCUUAUCGUAAAAAUUCAAGUCCAUUUUAUAUGGAACCAGCAGAUGCACUAAAGGAUCAGCAACCACAGGCGAGGAUUAACAAAGCUUCAAACAAAUUAUCAAGGAAAACAACAAACCGCUAUUCAGACUCUAACAUCCAGUGGAAGACUAGAAAGAGUCACAACUCCUUGGGUAAAAUAGAUUCAAAUGAAGACCUGCCAUUAUCAUCAAGCAUAGAAAACUUAAUGAAUGGUAAAAAUCAUGAAGCUGUUAGUAUGAAUUUAGAAGAUGAAAAGAACAAGAACAUUGAGAGUGAGAAAAACAAGGUAAAUGCUGGUCAUCUAGUCAAUGGGCAAUCCAGAAAUGACGCGAGGCGCCACUCAAGGGUGGGAGGACGAGGAAAGCCAAUAGCUCCACCCAGAAUUAACAAUGAUCCUCUAACACCCAAUGGUGAACAAAUGCCAGAAAUUUCUUGCCAUGUCGCCUCUUCUUGGGAAUAUCAAGGUGUGGGAUCAGACAAUGAAGAUGGCCCUUGUGGAGAAGGUAGAUUCCCAGUUGGUGAUACUGGAGGAGAAUCAGAUAGUGUCAUGAUUCCAGGUGAUAGAACUGUACAAGAUCUGAUCUCCGAAAAACUUCCAGAUCUGACCUUGGAUUCUCAGUCGCUGGCACCGAGUUAUGCAACACGCAUUAGUGAGUAUGAUAAUGUAGGAGGCCACGGUCCUGUUCGAGGAGAGGAUCACCAUCCCCUACAACAUCAGAGACAGCAACCACAAAAAAACACUUCACGCAACAUUCCUCUUGAAGAGCGCCUUCACCCACCGCUCCCCACUCACUACUUUCCUUCAACUGUGAGCGACUCAGGUACAGAGUUUUCUGAACCAUGGGAUUCAAGGAAGUGGGAAUCAUUAAUGCACUUUGAAGAUGACUCCUCAAUUGACCAAUAUCCACGCAGCUCAACAGAAACCCCGGCUUUACGUCCUUACAUUCAUGAAGACUCAGAUAUGGGUGGUGCAGGCGUUACAGACACAGACUCAUUUGUGCAUGUGCUUGGAGAGUCUGUGGCUGUGAGUGAUGAUGAAACUGUUUCAAUCUCAGGGACGCCAACCUUGUCCCUAGCUCAUGCUCCCAACCUGGACACACAACAGCGGUCUAGAAUUAUGUCACCGCAGUUACUUGCGCUGCGUCACCGCCAGGAUGCCGAGAAUGGUGCUGCCAUUAAAGCUUACGCAAUGGGCUUGGGGAGUGACACUUCCACAACCUUCAGUCGGGCUGUCAGCAAUUUUAUUACCUGCACGUUCGAGAGCCCCGAGCGAGACCCGGCCAUCGUCACCCGUAAUGUCCGUCAGUUUAUGUCUGGGAUGAAGAAUUAUUUAGUCACGAGCGGCGAGAAGGAAUUUGAAGCAAUAGUCAAGAAACAGCGAAGUAAUCUUAAGGCAACCGAGUUCCUAAAUCUGGAUGCCAUCUUGGAAGACGUUCUGGUCCGACUUGUACUGCGCCCUCUGUGGACCCAUAUUAACAAACUGUUUGUGGAGGCUUACUCAGCUAAUGGCUCUAUCCAGUUACUGGCCACAAACAUGAAAUAUGCAAAGUCACAGCCAUAUAUCCGCCUUGGUAUACGGCCCGAGUUGUCACCACCAAGUGGAAGUUCUCUUGAAACUAUUCGCAGUCUUUUAACACGAAUGCAGAAACUGUUUGCCCCAAGAGAAAAAUUAGAAUUCCUCUUGGCUACCAUCUCACACAUAUACCAAGCUAUGUAUGAAAAUGGUGACACAUCAGGUUCAGGAGAUGCUGAUGACCUUGUUCCAAUGAUAAUGUGGGUCCUGAGUCAGUCAGGGAUGGUGUCUGCAGAGGUGGAGGCAGACUACAUGUGGGGGCUGCUCCUUCCUAGUGCCUCAUCUGGAGAAACAUCAUACUACCUGGAAGCUUUUCAUUCUGCUAUUCAUGCACUUAAAAAUCUCUCUCCUUCACCUGAGUCUUCACCUGGAAAUAGUCUUGAUUCUGUUAGACAGGAUGUGUCUAUGGUGUCAGACCAGGGCAUCAUGAAGAUCGUUAUACCGGAUGAGAAGAAUGGUAGUAUAGUCACUCGCACAUUACCCAUAAGACCGGCAACCACCACACGUGAGGUUUGCAAAAUGAUGGCACACAAGAUGAAAGUAACAAACCCCCAAGACUACGGACUCUAUAAACUUGUGGAUGGACUCGAGACCUUGCUGUCGGAUAAUGAAUGUCCACACAAGGUGAAGUCAGAUCUCACCACUCAUGGCUUCCAUUGUACCUUUGCAUUCAAACGCAUCGAUGCCAAAAUUGCAUGGCCAAUACUCUCUUGAUUGUAAUUAUAUACUCGGUGUAUUGUUCCCAGAUAUGAUCUGAUAAGGCUUUAGUGUUAUGAUACUCUUAAUAACAGAAAAUUACACUGCACAUUUAUUUUCCCUUUAAGUAAAAACAUGAAAUUGAUAAUGCCAGAUUGAUUUAUGCUGUAAAUAUUCAUUGGUUACGGGAGAUAAAACGGCAUGUAAAACUUUAUCAUUUUAAAUUACAUUUGGUGUCUUUUUGCUGUUUAGAUCACUCGCCAAGUACUGAAAACCGGGCAUUAUCUCGCAAAAAAAAAUACGGAAAUUUAAAGUAAAUCACAUUCAGGGUAGUUGCAAGUUUAUUAAUUACAGAAUCAAGAAAUAGUUACCCCUUCAGAACCAAGAAAUGGUUUUAACCUUCAGGAUAUAGUUUUCUUGCUUUUUUUUUUUUUACCUGUAAUUUUCCCAGUGCAGCAAUAAAGACGAGAACAGUGAAGCUUGGUUCAUAAGUUUAUUGAUAGAAGGGGGACAUAUAAAAUAAUAAUGAUACCAUGCAUUUAUUGUUAAUGUAAUCGCAUCCCUUACAGUUUUGUGUUGAUGUAUAUACUGUUAAUAAAUGUGUCACAAUUUGUGUAUAACUAGAGAAUCUCAUCUCAUAGGUUAUGUAAUUUGGGUUAAUACUAUAAGAAAGCAUUAAAUAGCUCACCUGAUGAUAGUAGUAAUCUGGCAUAUUAUACAUUACUUAACUGUACAUUAUUCAUCAUUUAGAUAUGGAGACAAUAUGUAAUUAUUACCUUUUAACUGUCUUGAUACAUGUAGCCUGAGUUAUCAUACCCAUUGCAAAACUUGACCAUUUCUCUAAAGUACUGUAUUCUAAAGUUCAAAUAUAUCUUGCUGUAUGUGAAUUUACCACACGUUUAACAAAACCUUUUUGUUACCUUACUAAGUGAAUAUAAUUGACACAAUCAUUCAGUGUUGAUGUAAUCGUCUAGCAAUAGGGUAAAGGAGACCUAUAGAUCCGAGUGUGCUCAAUAUUAUCGUAUGCAGUGAAAUUAUCAAAGUUUAAUUAAAAUCUAGGAACUCUAGUGUUUCAUUUGUGUGUUAAUACAAAAUUUCCCUUUAGUUUAUAAUUAACUUACCUUUGACAAUAAGCCUUAGUUUUGCUCAAAAUGGUAGCUGUAGGUGUGUAUUGUGGUAAUGAAUUUUGAAAGCUUAGAGAACAGCUUAUGGAUACUCAGGCUUAUCAUUGUAUAUAUACAGUAUUGCAAGUGAUAACAAGAAAGUGUUUUGACAUACUUUUGUGAAAUUAUUUGCAUGAUACUGUACCAAAAAGUGCUGUUUACACACUGUAUAUGGAUAGAAGCUUGUAAAGUAUAAUUUAUUAUAUAUUUUUUGUUUAUGUUUAUAUGAUUUCUCACCCAGUGUACUGUAUAGGUGCUUCAGACUACUAGGUGAGACAGGCAGAGUAGUGGGAAUGCUCCCUUUAACUCAAGAGUAGGAAUUACCACAAACAGAAAUGUCAUGUAAACAGUGCCAUUCACAUUUUUACACCUUUUUUAAUGCUGAAAGACUUUGGGCACUUCACAUUUAGCACCAAGGUUUUGAUCUUUUAUUUUUUUCUACAUCCAGCAGUGAAUGAUUUUCUACUUUUAUAAAAAACUCUAACCAUAUCACAUUUGACGUAGUUUAGCGGUAGAAUCAAUCUGAUGUGUAAUAUUUACAACUCCUUUUUGUAUAUAAUGUACUUUCUUUGCAAAUAAUGCUGAAUGGCUGUGUUACAGUUGGUGUAAGGGGAACCCAUCUGUUUGAUUUGUAAACUUACUUGGAAAGAAAAUAGGUUUUAGAUCACCCUCCCAUACAUGGCACUGUUCUAGAUAUUGGUGUGUAAUUAUUACUGUUAGUGCCUGUUGAUUAAUUAAUGUACUGUACUUUUAAUGGGUCAAGAAGUUAACAUCAAUUGCAGUUGACACCAAGUUAUAAUCAAAGUCAAACUUAUGGGUGACCAUGUUUGCGUACAAUGUCUAGUCAUUGCUUGGUAACUGUAGUUGCAUUAAAGCUUUUUAUAUACUAAUAUCAAACAUUAUUAAAUCUAUUUCCAGAUCUUAGAAUUGAAGAUGUACUGGUAUAUUGGAACUACAUCUUUUAACUAAAAUGUUCUAAGAUGUCAAUAAAUUAAUAAAGAAGCUCACAUUU